AUGGAGGUUGUGGUGGGAGUGGUGUGUUUUGGUGUUGGGUGUGGGUAUGGUUGGUGUGGUUUUUUGUGGGGUGGGGGAGUGGUUGUGUGGGUUGGGUGGUUUGAUGGGAGGUGGAGAUAUGGUGAAUAUUGGGGUUUGGUUGGGGGGUUGGUAGGUGGUUUGUGGUUGUGGGUGGGUGUUAGGGGAGUGUAUGGUGGAGUUUGGUUUAGGGGUUGGGGGGGGUGGUGGUAUGGUGUGGUGGGGGGGGGUGUUGUUGGGGGGGGGGGUUGGGUGGGGGGGUUUGGGGGUUUGUUGGGGGGUGGGUGGUUUGUUGAUAUUGAUGGGGGAUAUGGGUUUGGUUGGGGUGGUUUGUUGAGGGGGUGUGGGGGUUUAUGUGGGUGUGGGUUGGUUGUUUGGUUUAGGUGGGUGGGAUUGGGGUGGAGGGGUGAUGGGGAGAGAUUGGGGAUGGUGUGGGGGGGAUUAGAGGGGGGAGAUUGUGGGUUGUGGUGUGGGGUGGGGGGGUGGUUUUGGGGGGGGGGGGGGGUUUGGGUGUGGGGGUUUGGGAGGUGUGGGGGUGGGGGGGGGUGGUGGGGGUGGUUGUUGGUGGUGGUUGUGAUUGUGGGGUUUUGGGGUGUGGUUGGGGGGGGUUUUGUUGUGUUGUUGGUGGGGGGGGGGGGUGGGUUGGUUGGGGUGGUUGGUUGGGGGUGUGGGUGGGUUGGGGGGGGGGGGGGGGUUGUGGUGGGUGGGGGGGGUGUUGUUGAUUUGUGGUGGGGUGAGGUUUUUGGGGGGGAUGAUGGAGUUUUUGUGGUAGAUGUUGGGUGGUGGGGGGUUGUGUGUUGGGUGGUUGGGGUAGUUGGGGUGUUGUGGUGGGGGGGUGUGUUUGUGGGUGUUUGGUGGGGGUUUGGUUUGGUGUUGUGGGUGGGUGAGUGUUGUGGAGGGGGGGUGAGGGGGUUGGGUGUUGGGGUUGGUGUGGUGGUGGGGGUUGUGGGGUUUGGUUGGGGGGUUGGUGGUGGGGUGGGUUUGGGGGGGGAUGGGGGUGGGGGGGGGGUGGUGAGUGGGGGGUUUGGGGUAUGGGGGAUUGGGGUUGGUUGGGGUGGUGGUUUUGAGUUGGGGGGGGAGGUGUGGGUGGUUGAUGAGGGGUUGGAUGUUGAUUUUGUGGGUUGUGUGUGUGUGGUGGGGGGGAUUGUGUUUGUGUGA
Molecule: messenger RNA, 1176 nt
Organism: Knipowitschia caucasica
Lineage: Eukaryota; Metazoa; Chordata; Actinopteri; Gobiiformes; Gobiidae
Source: the annotation of a GenBank genome assembly